ACUCUUACCACCGCUCCCUAUAACCUCGCUCACAAGCUAAACGCUUCUUCAGUUCCUUUCUGUCUCUCCUUGCCAUUGCAGAUCAACAAUGGCGAAACCCACUUCUCUAAUCCCACAUUUUACCUUCUUUCUAUUGUGUCUCUGUUUUCAUCUCCUUCAAGCUUCUACGAACCCAGAUUUGGAGCAUCUAAUGCAGUUCAAGACCGAAUCGGACAAGGCCAACAAGCUCGCAGAUUGGAACUCCACUAUCGACCCAUGCACCUGGAGCGGUGUCUUCUGUCUCAAAAACAGAGUUUCGCGUCUUGUCCUUGAAAAUCUUGACCUCCAUGGCUCCAUCCAACCCCUUACUUCUCUCACUCAGCUCCGGGUCCUUAGUCUUAAAAGAAACAGUUUUUCUGGUCCGCUACCAGACCUCUCUAACCUCAAAGCCUUAAAGCUUCUCUUUUUAUCUCGCAAUAACUUUUCCGGUAACGUUCCGGCUUCUCUCCAAUCUCUUUUUCGUCUUUAUCGUUUGGAUCUGUCUUACAAUGGUUUUUCCGGCAACAUUCCCGCGACACUCAACCGUUUGACCCAUUUGUUGACUCUUCGGCUUGAAGAGAAUCGGUUUACCGGCUCUAUUGCUGGUAUGAAUAUCCCGACUUUGCAGGAUUUUAAUGUUUCCGGCAACCAGCUCUCCGGUGAAAUACCCAAGUCCUUGUCUAGCUUCCCUGUAUCCGCUUUUGCUCAAAACUCUGGCCUGUGUGGAUCCCCAUUUCAGACCUGUAAAGGUAUAGUGUCUGACCCAACAAGGCCCGGAUCCGACGGAGCUAUUGCCUCUCCAUUAAUGCCGGAAAAUAAACCAACAACUGUAUCAUCAUCCCCAAGCUCAAUUCCUCCAAACAAAGCAGCAAAUUCCACCCACAACAAGGCGGCCAAAAUAAGUCCUUUAGCAUUAAUCGCCAUUAUAUUAGGGGACGUAUUAGUCCUAUCCAUAGUCUCUCUGCUCCUCUAUUGCUACUUUUGGAGAAACUACGCAGGCAGAAUGCGAGACGGGAAGGGCUCGAAGCUUCACGAAACGGAGAAAAUUGUGUACUCGUCAAGCCCGUACCCGAACCAACCGGGUUUUGAGAGGGGUCGUAUGGUGUUCUUCGAAGGGGUGAAGAGGUUCGAGCUAGAAGAUUUGCUGAGAGCGUCGGCGGAAAUGCUGGGGAAAGGUGGAUUCGGGACAGCGUAUAAGGCGGUGCUGGACGACGGGAAUGUGGUGGCCGUGAAAAGGCUAAAGGAUGCAAAUGUAGUUGGGAAGAGAGAUUUUGAGCAGCACAUGGAGGUUUUAGGGAGAUUGAGGCAUCCUAAUUUGGUUAGCUUGAAAGCUUAUUACUUUGCAAGAGAAGAGAAGCUGUUGGUCUAUGAUUACAUGCCUAAUGGCAGCUUGUUUUGGCUUCUUCAUGGUAACCGAGGACCUGGGAGAACCCCUCUGGACUGGACCACCAGGCUGAAAAUAGCUGCAGGAGCGGCCCGUGGGUUAGCCUUUAUUCACAACUCAUGCAAGUCUCUUAAACUCACACACGGUAACAUCAAAUCCACAAACAUCCUUCUUGACAAAGCUGGCAAUGCACGUGUCUCGGACUUUGGUCUCUCCCUUUUUGCUUCCCCUACCGCUUCUGCCCCCAGAUCUAAUGGCUACCGUGCUCCUGAAUUAUCAUCUGAUGGUCGCAAGCUAACCCAGAAAUCUGAUGUUUAUUCAUUUGGGGUCUUGCUUCUGGAGUUGUUGACCGGGAAGUGCCCUUCUAUAGUGGAUUGCGGUGGGCCUGGAACUGGGUAUGGUGGAGUCGUGGAUUUGCCGAGGUGGGUCCAGUCUGUUGUGAGAGAGGAGUGGACGGCUGAGGUGUUUGAUUUGGAGCUAAUGAGGUAUAAGGAUAUUGAAGAGGAGAUGGUGGCGCUGUUGCAGAUUGCUAUGGCUUGUACAUCUCCGUCGCCUGAUCAACGGCCUAGAAUGGGCCACUUGGUGAAGAUGAUUGAGGAGAUACGUGGGGUGGAAGUAUCGCCAUGUCAUGAGACGCUUGAAUCGGUGUCGGAUUCACCCUGCAUGUCAGAGGACACGUGCGGAGCUAGCCAGUGAGAAUGAACGGAGGACUUUGUUUAAUUAUAAAGCUACGGGUUUUAGGUGUAAAUGCAGUCCUGCAUUGUAAACUUGAGAUUUUCAAGUUAUUAAUUUUUAACCAAAGUUUUCUUAAUGAGCAA
Molecule: messenger RNA, 2220 nt
Organism: Manihot esculenta (cassava)
Lineage: Eukaryota; Viridiplantae; Streptophyta; Magnoliopsida; Malpighiales; Euphorbiaceae
Product: probable leucine-rich repeat receptor-like protein kinase At1g68400
Exons: 2
Coding region: 89-2098 (669 amino acids)
Biological process (GO): protein phosphorylation
Molecular function (GO): ATP binding; protein kinase activity; protein binding
Source: RefSeq, a predicted model, not a curated record